AUGGCAUCUGAGAAGCUUGGCCAAAGGACUGCAAAUAUCCUUAAGCAUCUCUUUCCACUGCCUAAGCCUGACUCCAAACGCAUAAUCACAUUUGCCAACCAGUCUGAUUACAUCUCCUUCAGGCAUCAUGUAUAUGAAAAACGUGGUGGUCCUAAGUCUGUUGAGCUAAAGGAGGUUGGUCCUCGGUUUGAAUUAAGGCUUUAUCAGAUCAAGCUAGGGACAGUUGAUCAAAGUGAAGCCCAGAACGAAUGGGUCAUAAGGCCGUAUAUGAACACUGCCAAGAAGCGAAAUGUUCUUGGAGAUUGAUGGCUAAUUUGAUACGGAGUCUAUCUUGGUUGUUUGAUUGUUUAAUUUUUCUUUCUUUUUACCUAAACAUUUGUCAUUUUUAUCUCCAGUAUUAUCUAUGUGAUGCCCGACUUCAAUGUCGGGGAGUUGUCAUCUAAGCUAAAUACUGAUGAUCAUAUCUGCUAAUUUCUGAAACAAUUUAGUUGGCUUUUGUGGCUUUGGUGGAGCA
Messenger RNA from Musa acuminata AAA Group (dessert banana), 514 nucleotides. RefSeq lists its product as uncharacterized. The record is from RefSeq and is a predicted model, not a curated record. NCBI's taxonomy places the organism in Eukaryota, Viridiplantae, Streptophyta, Magnoliopsida, Zingiberales, Musaceae. Bases 1 to 306 code for a protein of 101 amino acids. The transcript is spliced from 4 exons. Gene Ontology annotation, molecular function: snoRNA binding; rRNA primary transcript binding. Gene Ontology annotation, cellular component: small-subunit processome; nucleolus; Mpp10 complex. Gene Ontology annotation, biological process: rRNA processing.